UAAGAGCCGAGAGUCUUACACACGCGAGGCAUAGACAUCAAGCGGUUUGGGUAACUCUGUACAAUUGUUUACUCUUACUGAACAAGGAGAUAGGUAUUUUGAGAAUGUUAUCAGCUAAUGAGCUCGUGUCUGUUGGGACAUUUCAAGUGCUUAAAUUACCUCUUGGAUUUAUCCGCAUUUUGGAAUGGCUUUUUUCAAUUUUUGCAUUUGCGACAUGUGGAGGCUACAGUGGACAGCUGUGGGUUAGUGUGGACUGCCAGCUUGACAAGGCCAGCAGCAACCUCAGUAUUGGCAUUGAUUUUGCCUACCCUUUUAGGUUGCACCAGGUGUCCUUCGAAGCUCCGCUGUGUGAGGGGAGGAGGAGGGAGAGGCUCUCUCUCAUCGGGGACUACACUUCCUCGGCUGAGUUCUUUGUCACCAUCGCUGUGUUCGCCUUCCUCUACUCCUUCAUGGCCACCAUAGUCUACAUCUUCUUCCAGAACAAGUACCGCGAAAAUAACCGAGGCCCUCUGAUCGACUUUAUAGUGACCGUGGUGUUCUCCUUCAUGUGGCUGGUCAGUUCUUCAGCCUGGGCUAAAGCCCUGUCGGACAUCAAGGUGGCCACAGACCCAGAUGAGGUGCAGGAGCUCAUGUCUGCCUGUAAGGUCAUGACCAACAAGUGUGGCUCAGUGCAAGGACCCCGCUGGUCAGGCCUCAAUACCUCUGUGGUGUUUGGCUUCCUAAACUUUGUCCUGUGGGCAGGAAACAUCUGGUUUGUCUUCAAGGAGACUGGUUGGCAUAAAGGAGGACCAGCUCGGUACGCUGGAGCGCCUCCCGAAAAACAGGCUGAGACAAUCAACCAGCAGCAGCCCUACAACCAGGGCAGUUUUGACCAGUCAGGAGGCUACAGCGCCCAGGGAGACCAGGAGCAGGUAUCAGAAUACAGUCCUGUGGGCGGACCCACCUCCUACUCCAAUCAGAUGUAGCUUUGCAGUCUGAUUGUCACACUGAAGGUGGGGGGGACAUGCAGUUCUUAGGUAGAAAUAUUCUGGUGCCAGAUAAAGGAAGUUGUCGAUUGGUACAGUUAAACAGAAGUAUUUUGGAGUAUUGUACAUAAAACUGGAUUUUGGUUACGUUUUUAGAUGUGUUGUCCUGAAUGUUGUAUUGCCUGUGUGUUGAGUCUAUUGAUAGUUUCUCAUUUUCGGUGCUAGGUGCUAUGCCACAGAACCUUUUAACUUGAUGUAUUUUUCAUUGUGGAAGAAAAAUGUGGUAUACAAUUGUAUAAUUCUUGAAGUUUCCUACAUAGUGUUGACAAAGUGCAUGCAGUUGUGCUAUGUGUUACUAUGCCUGUUUGUGCACAUUGUAUUUACGAAACCGGCAGGAUUUCAUCUCAGAGUUACAGUAAGGUAUCAGCAGUAGUUUUACCUCACAAACGCAACAUUUAAAGUGUUGUUCUAAUUUUUCAUGAGCAGAAAUAAAAUAUCCCAAUAAUUUUCCAUAUGCACAAAAAGCUUAUUUCUCUUAAAAUUUUCUGCACAAAUUUGUUUACAUCCCUGUUAGUGAGCAUUUCUCCUUUGUCAAGGUAAUCCUGCAUGCAGGGUUUAUGUUCAGUGUAGUUACUGUUUCAUUACACAAGAUGCCCUUGCUCUAAAGGGGCUUUAUGUGUUGGUUUGUGGGAAGUUUUUGAUGUUAGUGUUUACAAUUGUAAAUGGGAAAAGUGUUUCUACCCGCUCUGUUACAAAUGGUCGCUCAUGAUUCAAAUGAAAGGAUUCGUUUUUUAAGCUGCUGUCAGACUACUGUGAAAUGAAGAGUCAUUUCAUACACCUCCGAGAGCGAGCUAGCUGAGUCCAUUUAAGCACAAGGCCCCAGUGAAAAAGGCCCAGAAGAACCUAGUUGCAAUUAGAACAGUCAGCUCGGCCAAGCUCGUCUGUAUAACCAUAGUGAACCCCUUGCAUUUUAUCUGUCAUGUUUUCUCUGUCUUGAAUUCUAUAAACAAAGUCAUUCAGGUUUCUAUGACUUUCAAAAGUUUGUGCAAUUAAUAAAAAUAGGCCUAAUUAGAGAAUGUCUGAUAAUAUUGAUGAUGAUGAUGAUGACGAUGGUGAUGAUGAUAAUUCAUUAACCCUGUUUCUUGAGCUCCAAAGCAUGUGGCUUGCAUUAACCAGGUAACAAAAAAAUAUGAAAAAAUACAAUAAUUAAACGUCCAUGUAUGUACUUCCCUUCUGUCCGUGUAACAUUAUAAUGUGAACAAUCUGAAAACCACUUACCAGCAUUAUUAUUCUGUUCAAGAUUACUGAGUGUGGAUGAUAUACAAGCAAUUUCAAUAAUCCUAAUAAAGAUG
Oncorhynchus gorbuscha (pink salmon) is the source of this 2317-nucleotide messenger RNA. RefSeq names its product synaptoporin-like. Lineage: Eukaryota; Metazoa; Chordata; Actinopteri; Salmoniformes; Salmonidae. Gene Ontology annotation, cellular component: synaptic vesicle membrane; synaptic vesicle. Bases 105 to 965 code for a protein of 286 amino acids. The record is from RefSeq and is a predicted model, not a curated record. The transcript has 6 exons.